AUUGGCGUCAGACUAGAUACUAUUUAGAUAUUGUGUCUGACGAUGACUGUCAAGGCUAGGGUAUGAUGUACGAAUCAAGACAUUGCACCAUAACUACUGAAAUUUCUCCCUAUUAUGAUAUUGCACCAUUUUCCGUAACAGGACAGAAUAAAAUGCGCCCGUAGCCCGUCUCCCAAGUCAGCUGUUCUCGCUGUAAACAAGAGGACGAACAUCACAGACAUACUUCCUCUUUUUCUACAUCAUUUGUCAACGUUGAGAGUUACAGCAACUCAAGAGUAUGUCUCUUGAUGGAGAAGAGCAAGAUGAUGAAUUGCUGGCCUUAGCAAGCAUAUAUGAGGACUCUUUUGUCUCAGCAUUGGAUCAUGAUGCAGAGGCAGACUUGGCUGUGAAAGAUGAGGUCUUAAAGGGAGGAGAACUUGCUAUACACUUAGAUUUACCUCCUGAGUUCACAGUACUUUCUAAAAGAGUGGGGGAUAAUGAUGAAGUGCUUGAACAGAGGCUUGUGGUGGAACAUUUGCCUCCACUCUACCUUCACUUCACAUAUCCCUCCACAUACCCCUCGGAGCAUCCACCAAAUUUCACACUCUCCUGCAAGUGGCUUAACCGUGCACAGUUAACUCAGCUCUGUACCCAGUUGGAUGCUCAAUGGGAAGAAAACAAAGGAAGUGUUAUCAUGUUCACCUGGGCUCAGUUCCUGAAAGACAGCAGUCUUGAAAGCCUUGGUUUUACAGAUGAAUUAGAUUUAGAUGUUAUUAAGCCUAUCCAAGGCAUGAACUUUGCUGAUGGGCCAUUGCAACAGGAAGUUCAGGGGGAAACUGGUGCUAAUGGAGAUGAAGGCAAAAUCUGUGAUAAUUCCCUUAGUGAUAAUAGUGGCGAAACUGAAGGCGCUGCAGUUGUAACUGCAGCAAGACGAGGUAGCCUGAGCCUUGAUUCUCGAACUAUUCAGGACAUUGCUCCAAACACAAAUAUGCUCAGAUUGCUGCGUGACUAUGAUGAAGACAUGAGAAGGAAAGUCUUCAGUAAUAAGAAUUUUGAAUGUAAAGUUUGCUUUAUGGAUAAGCUAGGGAAUCAUUGUUUAGAAUUCUGGCCUUGCCAUCAUGUAUAUUGCAAAGACUGUAUGGCAUCUUAUUUUGAGGUGCAGAUUAAUGAAGGAAACAUCAAGUUCCUCAGAUGUCCUGAGGAUGACUGUGAAUCAGAAGCCAACCCAAAACAGGUUCAAGAGCUUGUCUCAGAAGACAUGUACAAGAGAUGGGAUGAAAUGUUGCUCAACACUACACUGUCUUCAUUGGGUGAUAUCCAGCCUUGCCCAAGGAUGCAUUGCCAGUAUCCUGUGACUAUAGAGGAAGGCCAAGGGACCUGUCCUUCGUGCAAGUUUGUCUUUUGUGGUUUGUGCAGAUUUGGAUGGCAUGGGAUUGAGCCUUGUAAGCUGAAGAAGACUGAAGCAAGGCAAGCCUUAGAUCUGUAUGUAAGUGGAGAUGAGGAUGCCAAACGGGAAUUGGAAAGAAGAUUUGGCAAGAAGUACAUGGAAAUGCUGAUGAACGAGUACCUUUCCCUGAACUACUUGGAAGAGAAUUCAAAGCAGUGCCCCAAGUGCUAUGCCAAGAUUGAGAAAAUCUCUGGUUGCAACAAGAUGACUUGUCACCGUUGCAGAGUAGAUUUCUGCUGGCUGUGUAUGCUCUAUUUAGACAAAGAACGUCCUUAUGAUCAUUUCAACAAAGCGAAUGGAGCUUGUUAUGAUAGGCUGUUUGAAGGUGUUGAUGAUGAAGAUGAUGACUGGUAGUAUGAUUAUUAAGGCCAUUAGGAACUUAGAAUACUGUGAUUAAGAUAAAAGAAAAAAAAAUCUCUUAUAAAAAUUGUCUUUAACCCAUUGGCACUGGGGCACAUGCACUGUCCACAUGUAGUUUUCUUUUGUCAGUUUUGUAUACACAUAGCUUGAGUUCAGAAGUAUUUGGUCACCAAUGAGUCCGUUAUUAGGCCUACCUACCCUCACCUGUUUACUCCAUUCCUUGAAUUUUCUGGAUUUUUUCCCCAUUACUACUAUUAUUGUUAUUAACAUUAUUUUUAUUAUAAUGUUAAAAAUAAUGGUAGUAAUAAAGACAAUUUUUUACUUCAUGAAAAUUCAAGGAAUGGGGGAAACAGGCGAGAUAAACAAGACCAUGUAAUUGGUUACUUGGUAACUAAAUACUUCCAGAACUAUGUAUGUGUAAAUAGAAUUGAUAUAAUACAAUCACAGUGUCAAUAGAUUAAGACGCACAGUUCGGAGAUAGCAACAAGUGUCUUGUUCACGAUAGAUAUAUACUAGAUAAAUUAUUUUCUUAACAGAUAUUGAUAUUUAACACAUUAAGUCAUAAAUAGGUAGCUACUUAUUUUCUUCUCUCUUUCUUUCUUUCUUUCUUUCUUUCUUUCAUUCUUUCUUUCUAUUUUUCUUUUCUUUCUUUCUUUCUUUUUCUUUUUUCUUUUUUCUUUUGCCUUGCUAAUCAUUCUACUGAAAUAAUAUUAGUAAAGAACAAAGUUGUUGAUGAACUGCAACACAAAUUUUUGUACUAUUGCACAACAGACAACUAAUUAACAAAAUGCAGUGUGUGUACCUUAAAAACAAAAAUCAAACAGGUUAUGUUUGUGAAAGGUACAGUAUGUAUUAGUAGAACUAUGAUUAGUAUUUGUAAAAAGCCAAAGAUUUUCAAACAUUUUGAAUACUGUGAUAAUGAAUUUCUCUCAUUGCUGCUCUUACAGUGAAAGGAAAUAGACUUUCCCUUGUAGGAUUUUUAGAUUUUUGUCCUAAAAGGUGGGGAAAAUUCUCAUGACUGGUCACACAACAUGUAUAUUCCAAGCUGUGUGAUAUGACAACUCAGAAUAUGAAUAAGGAAAGUAAAUGUAAAUAGCCCAAACAAUUUAUGGAUAUAUGCUAGGUUCUGUUACCAUUGCUAGAUUUCUUAAACAAGAUGUAUUACAAUGGCCUUGCUUUGCCUUGAUGAAAGGAAAUCAUGUCAAGGUUAUACAGUACAGAAUGUGAAUGUACCUGAUGUUGCAGUAGAUAUUUCUUUGUAUGGAUUCUUCUUUCCUUCAAUGUUUUAGGAUGUUUUAGUUGAGAUUUUGUAUGUAGUGGAAUAUAUAUAAUUA
This is a messenger RNA of Penaeus chinensis, 3120 nucleotides long. Its product is annotated as E3 ubiquitin-protein ligase RNF14-like. Gene Ontology annotation, cellular component: ubiquitin ligase complex; cytoplasm. Gene Ontology annotation, biological process: protein polyubiquitination; ubiquitin-dependent protein catabolic process; positive regulation of proteasomal ubiquitin-dependent protein catabolic process. The coding region runs from base 278 to 1780 and encodes 500 amino acids. The transcript is spliced from 7 exons. The record is from RefSeq and is a predicted model, not a curated record. Lineage: Eukaryota; Metazoa; Arthropoda; Malacostraca; Decapoda; Penaeidae. Gene Ontology annotation, molecular function: ubiquitin conjugating enzyme binding; zinc ion binding; ubiquitin protein ligase activity.